Neospora caninum is the source of this 2592-nucleotide messenger RNA. RefSeq lists its product as hypothetical. Lineage: Eukaryota; Apicomplexa; Conoidasida; Eucoccidiorida; Sarcocystidae. The transcript is spliced from 2 exons. Bases 1 to 2592 code for a protein of 863 amino acids. The record is from RefSeq and is a predicted model, not a curated record.
AUGUCGGUCGCUCUUCCACCCCCGCGCCGUUCCCUGCGGCCGCGAGUUGCUUUCCGAACUUCCCUGGCCCUCCUCGCUGUCGCCACGGCGUGUCUCUUCUCUUGUGCGGCUCUCGCGUCUUCUGAAGUUGACUCCGACCGCAGUCAGGCUCCCCCGCGACGCCUAGAGGCAGGCCCAGAGAGCCUGCAGCCUCUCCAAGAGGCAAACGCUGAGAGCCUGCAGCUUCUCCAAGAGGCAAACACUGAGAGCCUUCAGCCUCCCCAAGAGACAAACACUGACAGCCUUCAGCCUCUCCAAGAAACAAACACUGAGAGUCCUAAGCGACGCCUUAAAAUGCGACAGGAGGUAUCUUUUUCCACGACGCUGCGCCCCGCCGGCUCCUCGCGGACACCCACUGGAGGGGAGACGAAGGAGUCCACUGCAGGUUUCGCGAAGCGGCGCGGCGGAACGGAAGAACCGAAGAAAGAACCGCGCCCCGCCGCGAAGGACGAGAGGAAGGCCGUCGAAGCUCCACUGGAGAAGCCUCCGCGGCGGAACCCGGAAGAGGCGGGAAGGGACGACGCCGAGCUCGAGAAGCGACGGAAGGCAGAAGCAGAACCGCAGCCUGCCGAGAGUUUAAAGGUGCGCCUUGACCAUGUGCGAAUCGAGGACAUCGACGGUCCGGAGUCUCGAAUGUCUCGCGACUACGUUCCACGCCCGUCCAACCCCUUCUACGGACACCAUUCUCUCGGAACGAAAGGCAAACACCUUGUGUACCCCUCGGGUCUUCCCUACGUGUACGAGGCCGUCGCGACGCACUCUCCGUCCCCGUCCCCGGCCUCUCUCAGUCUGUCUGAGCCGGGGGCGUGUGCCUUCUUCCUGUACGUACACCCGCUGUAUCCGACCUACACGAAUUCCGGGGACCCGACUCGUGUCCCAGGGCCGAAUGGGGGCGCGUACGAGUCGGCGAGUACGCUGUGGUACUGGCAGCUGCGCGAGCUCCGGCGGCGCGGCGAGCACGACGUGGCGGUCCUCUUUUUUCCUCACUUCCACCCUCGCAUGCUGUCUGUGGGGAGCCUCGCCCACGCGCGGAAAACCCGCGGCAACCGGCGGACGUCCGAGGCGCAAGGCAUCCGCCAGCACGCCGGCUGGUUGGCGAGUCAGACGCGGACGGUCCUUGAACUCCUGUUGGGAGAGGCGUCUCGCGAGGACGGAGGAGCGCAGCCGCCCGCGGCCGCCGACGGCGAGUCUGGAGACGCCCGCGAGACGCGGACCGGCGAACAGAUAGGCAGCGCGGGCGACGACGGCGCGUCGCUCUUGCGGGCGGCGGGGCUGCUCGACCUGCAACAGAAAUGCAGGCGAUGGGACGUCUUCUUCCUCGGCUGGGGCACCGGCGGACUGUCGCUGCGAGCGAUGCUGUCCCUUGGAGCCGCGAUGUGGGUCAACAAGGAAGGCUGGUUCGAGGAAGUGACGAAACUGCAUGCACUCUUUGAAGCGGUGGGUGUGCAGGCGAGUGCCGAGACCGAGGCGACCGAGCAGGUUGAGGUCGACGCCUCCGGAAAGAGAGGGGUCGUAGUCCCGGAGGCAGGUGCGUCGUCCAGGAAGACGCGAAGUUCCCACAGAGGCCAAACGCAGGCUGGGGAAGAGCGCGACGCGCCUGCGUCUUCCGGUCGGAGCGCAGACUGGGACUCCAGACGUGGGACGAGCGAAUCGAAUGCCGCAGAGCUCGACUCAGAAGAGGCUACCGAGGGUGCAAUCGCGGGUGCGCAGCCGGGCGCGCCGGCAGCGUCUGUACACCUGCGAACCGUCAGUUUCCUGGGAGUGCCGCACGCCGGCGUUGGGAGCCAGUCGGGAAAGAAUCGCGGGAUCGAGAAGCUCGGAUGGACCAAAUGGUUGAUGGGCUUGGUGCCCGAGAGUUUGAUGCGGCGGUUCGGGAACACGACGUACAGGCGGGAGUUGCUCCACGUGGACCCAGACCGCGUGCUCUGUUCCCUGGCCCAAGAGGAGAAACAGAACUACAGUUUCCCAGCGCGCGAAGGCUCGCUCCUCUCGGCCUUUGAAACCGUUCUCUUCUACGGGUUCCUGAACACGGAGUACGACUUCCCCACUUUGAGUCAGCUGGGAGUGAGCGAGGCACUCCUCCUGACGUCGGAAGCCGUCGACCUGCUGCAAAGCAACCCCGAGGCACAGAGCCGCUUCUUCUACAUGAACCCCUUGCAAACGUCUCUGAACAAAAUCGACAUCAUGGCCUCGACGCGGUUCGCGCCUCUCGUCCAGGACCGGAGCACAUGCAGUUCGCUGUCCCUGAGGAAAGUGUACAGCUUCGUGCUGAAGGUACUCGAAGUCGUCAACCGUUACCAGACACCCAAGAGCGUCGUCCCGAGGCGCUACAUCGCCCUGAAGGGUCGGAACUUCUACGACACGCCCGACGACGCCUCGUCCUGGACGCACCUCUUCCACGAGAAGGAGAAGCACGAGAACGCGGCCGCCUCCCGGUACAUCUACAUUCACCAGGCAGUCCGAAUGAUGCAGAGCGCCGAGGCUCAGGAACUGCCUUUCGACGAUGACCACCACGAGCAAAUCAGCGGCGCCUGGUUCUAUCGCCGGGCUUGA